Messenger RNA from Aegilops tauschii subsp. strangulata, 598 nucleotides. The record is from RefSeq and is a predicted model, not a curated record. Lineage: Eukaryota; Viridiplantae; Streptophyta; Magnoliopsida; Poales; Poaceae.
CGCACCCUGCCGAGGAGGAGGGGAGCUUUGGUAGAAGAACAUACCCAACCCCAGUGAAGAAGAAGAAGAAGAAGAAGAAGAAGAAGAAGAAGCUAGGCAUCACACCAGGCCAGCGAUCAUGAGGAUGAGGACCACCAGCCUCCUCCUUGCCACCGGCGUCAUCGUUGCGGUCAUCUGCGCCGCCGUCGUCACCCCCACACCCAGGUGGAAAUCCUCCGACGACGAUCUGAAGAUCGAAGAGCUCGCAAAGUGGGCGCUGGCGGAGAUGAAGCAAGGCCUCCAGUUGAUCAAUGUGCUCCGUUGCGAGGAGCAAGACCAAGGCGGUCCAGGAAUCAUCUAUCGUAUCAUGCUGGACGCGCUCAACCGCACCGGCGGGAUGGGCCACUUCACAGCGGACGUGUACGAGGAGGCGGCGACCAAAGUGCGCACGCUCCUCUACUUCGGCAUAGCCCGGUAGCAGGUAGCGGCCGGGAUGGGAGGACUAUUUAGGCUAAUGUGAAGAAUUUAAGCCAAUGUUUCCCAUGUGGAUGGAGUAUCAAGCAUGCUUGUCUUUUGUUUCGCACAGUAAUAAGAUGUUGCAAAAAAAUCAGUAAUGCUA